This is a messenger RNA of Fonsecaea nubica, 711 nucleotides long. RefSeq lists its product as hypothetical. Lineage: Eukaryota; Fungi; Ascomycota; Eurotiomycetes; Chaetothyriales; Herpotrichiellaceae. The coding region runs from base 1 to 711 and encodes 236 amino acids. The record is from RefSeq and is a predicted model, not a curated record. The transcript has a single exon.
AUGGCCCAGACUGUGAAUCCCUUCCCCAUCCGCUUUGAGAAGCAUGUUGUCGCUCCGCCGUACGAGAGAGGAUGGAGUUACAUCGAGCGCAGGAACGGGCAGCUCUGCCUGGUGAGGGACAGGAAGGACGUGUUCCGUCUCCAUCGGCCGUCGAAGAAGAGAGCAGCGCCGCCGAGAGAUAGGGAUAGAGACCCUGAGAGAGAGGUGAUCAUCGUGCGUGAGGAGGACAUGGACGUCAUCGGUCGCCAUCAUCGGGUCCAUCCCCACGGAGACAGACUCUUUGUGGAGGUAUGUCAAGAAAGAAGCGAGCCAGGUGAUCCGUCUCCUCGACCACGACCGCCGAGGAUUGAGGUCCGACGACCUCUCAACGCCACACCACCGUGUUCUCCUGUGUUUGAAGAAACGCCUCACCACCGCAGGGAGUCGUUCCCGUUUCGCCUCGUCCAAAAGAUCCCCGUUGAGCGAGCCCGUCUUCGUCGCGUCAGGCAUGCGAGAGCGCCAGAAGACCCUCUCCACUGUUCUCCCCCUCGACCACCACCGCCCCAAGUCGUCGACGACUGUUACGAAGACGAAGUCUUCUUUGACCCCAUGAGCGACCUACACGCUCGGGAACCUCGGCCCUACCACAUUCCCGAACCCGAGAACGCCGUGUGGGAUGAGGACAUGAACGCCUGGGUUGUGCGACGCUCGCCGAAAGUGCGAUUCUGCUAA